AUGAAGGAGAAGAGCAUGGUGAUCCUCAAGGAGUACAUCAUCGCCAAGCAUAAUGCUCCGAACGACGUCCCCGAUGAGUCUGUAGAGGACGAAUCUGAUGGAGAGGUUGACGCUCUUGUCAGCAACCCACCAAAGAAAUCUAAGAAGCACAAGUGA
Miscanthus lutarioriparius is the source of this 156-nucleotide messenger RNA. The record is from the annotation of a GenBank genome assembly. NCBI's taxonomy places the organism in Eukaryota, Viridiplantae, Streptophyta, Magnoliopsida, Poales, Poaceae.